Molecule: messenger RNA, 3264 nt
Organism: Rhagoletis zephyria (snowberry fruit fly)
Lineage: Eukaryota; Metazoa; Arthropoda; Insecta; Diptera; Tephritidae
Gene: Fas1
Product: fasciclin 1 Fas1 domain-containing
Biological process (GO): cell adhesion; extracellular matrix organization
Cellular component (GO): extracellular matrix
Molecular function (GO): cell adhesion molecule binding
Source: RefSeq, a predicted model, not a curated record
AGUCAGUUCUUGGUGAACCGUUGUGCUGGUCGUGCCGUUGUCGCUGCCGUUGUUUAAAACUCUCUUUACUGCCAUAUAAAACUUGUUCCGUGUGUUUAUUCUUGUUGUUGGUGCGUUUUAAAGUACAGGUUUAGCCUUAGCCUCGACUUGAGGGUGUGCUUCAAAGAGUUAGUGUAUUAGUAAAUAAUUUGUACAUACUCGCAUAUAGUAGUGUAAACUUAGGAAACAGCCUAACAAAAAAAAAACAAGUGUGAAAAAUGCCAUCAGCGUUCCGCAGGUGCACGCUGCAGGCCGCGUUACUCGCCUGUCUAUGCAUGGCUAUGUCGCCUUGGCGCGUCAGCGCUAGCAUCCUUGAAAAACUUCGCGAUGAUUCAGAUCUGUCGCAGUUUUAUAGUUUACUAGAGCAAAAUAUUAUUGCAAAUUCCACUUUAACACUGCGGCCAUGUACAGUGUUUGUGCCUACAAAUGCUGCAUUCCAGCGUCAUCAUGGACCCACACAUGUGCUCUAUCACAUAACAACCACACCAAUGACGCAGGAUCAACUUAUAAAGGUCAUACCGUCGGAUAUGGGUGGUAAUCCAUCGUUGUAUAUAACGAAAAAUCGCAAUGGCGAUGUGUAUGUGAAUAACGCCAGAAUAAUACCGUCGCUGACGGUCGAAAUGACCAAUAGUCUGGGAAUGCGUCAGGUGAUGCAUAUAAUCGAUGAAGUUUUGGUGCCGCUUACUCCACUGCCAACUGCCAAAAUUGAGUUCACUAAUUUGGAUGCGUUUCAAUUUCUGCAACAGGCUGACCUCUUGGACAUCGGCGACAACCGUUUGAGAUCAUAUCGGUCCCAAGUGACUUUAAUGCGAAAAGAGAAUCUCUACCAAUCGCCCGGCGGACACACGUUUCUAAUACCCAUUGAUGAAGGCUUCAAGCAAACCACACGCAGCAGCCUAGUGGACAACAAAGUGAUCGACGGACACGUCAUACCAAAUAAUGUAAUUUUCACAGCGGCCGCGCAAAUCGAAGUGCCACAAACCACAGCCGCAUUUGAGGACAAUCUCAAAGUAACAGUUAGCUUCUUCAAGCAGAAGGACGGCAAAAUGUACGUCAAAUCAAAUACUAUUUUAGGUGAUUCGAAGCAUUCCACUGGCGUUGUGCUAGCGGAAAUUGUUAAGGGCAAUAUUCCGGUGCGAAAUGGUGUAGCGCAUCUGAUUCAUCGGCCACUAAUGAUAAUCGAUUCGACAGUGACGCAAUUCCUACAGUCCUUUAAGUUGAUGAACGACAAUGAAAACGGUGCUCUACGCAAAUUUUAUGACGUAAUUAUGGAUAAUGGCGGUGAGGUGCUAACCGAUAUUAGCAACUUGGGUGAAAUUACUAUUCUGGCUCCGAGCAAUGAUGCUUGGGAGGCAAAGGAAGUACAAAAUGUUAUAAGAAAUCGUGAGAAACUCCGUGCUAUCCUGAAUAUGCAUAUUAUCAAGGACAAAUUGAAUGUGGAGCGCAUUCGUCAGAAAAAUGCGAAUAUUAUUGCUCAAGUGCCCACCGUUAACAAUCGCUCAUUUUUGUAUUUUAAUAUCAACGAUGAAAAUGGCGAAGAAGUAAUCACCGUUGAAGGUGGUGGCGUAAACGCUACAAUUCUACAAGCGGAUGUGGCCCAAACUAACGGUUACGUACAUAUUAUUGAUAAGGUUUUGGGCGUCCCAUACACCACGGUGCUGGGCAAACUCGAAACAGAUCCUAUGAUGAGCGAUACCUUCAAGCUCGGUCAAUUCUCUUCAUUCAACAAUCAGCUGAACAAUACUCAACGUCGUUUCACAUAUUUCGUGCCGCGUGACAAGGGUUGGCAAAAAACUAAACUGGACUAUCCCUCGACACACAAAAAACUCUUCAUGGAAGACUUUUCCUAUCACUCCAAGUCAAUUCUGGAACGUCACUUGGUGAUUGCCGAUAAUGUGUACACAAUGAAGGACUUGGUAGCCAUGACAGCUGAGUCGGGCGACUCAAUUUUACUGCCCACCUACAGAGAUUCGUUAAGGGUGAAAGUAGAGGAAGAAUCUGGACGUUAUGUGAUCACUUGGAACUUCAAGAAGAUCAAUGUCUACCGGCCGGAUGUUGAGUGUACCAACGGCAUAAUACACGUCAUCGACUAUCCCAUGCUGGAGGAGCGGGAUGUCGUCGUCAACGGAGGUAGCUAUCCGUUAGACACUAACUUGUGCAUUCUCUUCACAAAUACCCUCAUGAUAGCAAUAGCGCAAUUUAUUUUCUUAAAUAAUUAAUUAUGUGUAUAAACUAAAUUACAAAAGCAAAAAAAAAACACAAAAGCAGAAAAAACAACUCAUUUCAAAUGAAAACAAAAAACGAAUGCAAAACAUUCAGCAAGUGAACAUACAUUCACAUCCAAAUCAAAAAUUCAUAGCCAGCAAAAUGACCAUCACACAUCCGAUCACCAUAUUUGCCUGCCACAUAUGUACAUAUGUACAUACAUACAUAAAUGCAUAUGUAAUGUAACAUAGAGAUCACCAAUCGCCCGACACAUCAUUAAGCAUACGCAUUGAUAAUAAGCAGAAAAAUAAAUAAAAAUAAAAAUAAAAAUAAAAAUAAUAACAAAACUAUCAAAUUUCGCAACUGCCGAUCGGCCAUUCAUUCGACAAUGCGCGCACCGCACCGUUCAACAACUUUGAAUGCAAACCCCCAUUCACCCACGGAUGAUCUUGUAAUUGAGAAGAGAACCAAAUUUGAAUCCAAAAAAUAAAAAUAAAAAAUCAUUACACAGCGAAACGAAAUUCACAUGUAUGUAAAUAACUUGUGACCAAAGAAGAAUUGCAUUAAUCGUUGUGUUUGCGCAUUGGCGCCUAGUUAAUGCGAACGUCAUUUACAACAAAUCAUGCAUAUGCAUACCAUAUACUACAUAAUUAACGAUACGCAUUAAGUUUGUUUGUAUGUAUAAAAAUUGGUAUUAUCCUUAUGCUAUACUUUGCUCUUAUUCCUUUUUUAUUUUUUAUUUUUUUUCUAUUUUAAGUUUACACCUUAGUAGUUUGUAUGUAUUUAAUUGCCCUUAUUAUCCAUCUGUCUACGUUUACUUUUACAGCACAGAACGCCUAUAAGUAUGCAAUGCCUUCUGUGCUAAGCGUUAUCACUGUAAAAUAGCAAUGAAUGAUAAUUAUUGACUUGUAUGUGCUAGCUAAAGUUAAAAUGUGUACGAAUUUGUAUUUUGUAAUUUUGUAUAUUUGCUACUUUUGUUACUCAGUUUAAGCAUACAAGUGUUUAUUUUUUCAUGGUACU